This is a messenger RNA of Populus euphratica (Euphrates poplar), 2543 nucleotides long. RefSeq names its product evolutionarily conserved C-terminal region 2 (gene ECT2). Gene Ontology annotation, biological process: mRNA destabilization. Gene Ontology annotation, cellular component: cytoplasm. Gene Ontology annotation, molecular function: mRNA binding. The coding region runs from base 108 to 1967 and encodes 619 amino acids. The transcript is spliced from 9 exons. The record is from RefSeq and is a predicted model, not a curated record. Lineage: Eukaryota; Viridiplantae; Streptophyta; Magnoliopsida; Malpighiales; Salicaceae.
CAUAGAGUGAAGAAAGCCCUCUUUCCCCCAAAAACCCUAAAAGCUCAAACCUUUGGCGGCUAUCCACUGAACCCACCAAAGGGUUUUAUUAUCUCACAAGAUCUGUCAUGGCUACCCUUUCAUCCUCGGCUGACCAAACUUCAGAUUUGCUGCAGAAGUUAUCCUUGGACUCGCAAACAAAGACUUUGGAGAUGCCUGAGCCCACCAGCAAGAUCCAGCCAAGUGACCGGUCUGUGACCCCAGUGCUAUCCAGCUUCAUGGAUCCAACUGUGUGCUAUCUUCCUAAUGGUUAUCAAUCCUAUUACUAUGGAGGCUAUAAUGGGGCUGGGGAGUGGGACGACUAUUCAAAGUAUCUGAACGCAGAAGGAGUAGAUAUGGUUUCUGGGGUUUAUGGGGAUAACGGAUCUGCUAUGUAUCCCCAUGGUUAUUGGUAUGGACCCUAUAGCCCAUAUUCACCAGCAGCUUCUCCUGUUCCCACUAUGGGAAAUGAUGGUCAGUUAUAUGGUCCUCAGCACUACCAAUAUCCUCCUCCCUACUUCCAGCCAUUGACUCCAAGUGGUGAGCCCUUCACACCCAGCCAUGUAGCCCCUUCCCAAGGCGAUCUGUCUAUCUCAACAGCUACCGACCAGAAGCCUCUGCCUGUGGAGACAGCUAAAGAAAAUUCUAAUGGCAUUGCAAAUGGUGUGGAUGUUAAGGGAAGCAACGGUGCAGUUCCCUACAAGCCCAAGUAUCAAAAUUCAUAUGGAAGGGGUGGUUUUACAAAGGGACUUCCUGCUUCUGGUUACAAGGAUCUGAAAUCUCGUUUUGAUAGGUUACAACCUGAUAUCCCAUUGCUGGAUACCUCUGUGAUUUCCAAUGGGCUGUACAAAAACACUGAGAUUUCUUCUUCAUUUUCAAAGGCUGGCAAUGCUCCAUCUUCAAGGAACCAUAAUUUCCAUCAAAAUUCUCAUUUCAUGGGAUGGCAGCACCCUGCUCUGUCAUCAGGCGUGGGUUCAACUCAUGGAUAUAUGAAUAGGAUGUAUCCAAACAAAUUCUAUGGACAAUAUGGAAAUGGUUUCAGAUCUGGCAUGGGCUUUGGAUCUGGUGGUUAUAAUGCAGGAAUAAAUGGACAUGGGUGGUUAGCUAUCGACAGCAAAUACAAACCCAAGGGGCGAGGCAAUGGUUAUUUUGGUUAUCACAAUGACAGCAUUGAUGGUUUGAAUGAGCUAAACAGAGGACCUAGGGCCAAGGGAUAUUUCAAAAACCUGAAGGGUUUUGUUCCUGCCACGGUUGCAGUCAAGGGGCAGAGUAUGCCAUCAAGUGAUACUAAUGUUGAGGAGAAGGAUAAGACAACUGUGGUUCCAGACCGAGAACAAUAUAACAAAGCAGAUUUCCCUGAGGAAUAUGAUAAUGCUAAAUUUUUCAUCAUCAAAUCUUACAGCGAGGAUGAUGUGCAUAAGUGCAUUAAAUACAACGUCUGGGCUAGCACACCUAAUGGCAACAAGAAGCUUGAUGCGGCAUACCAAGAGGCUGAGCAGAAAUCUGGUGGCUGCCCUGUGUUUCUAUUGUUCUCGGUUAAUACCAGUGGGCAAUUUGUAGGACUGGCAGAGAUGACAGGGCGAGUUGAUUUUGACAAGAGUGUCGAGUAUUGGCAACAGGACAAGUGGACAGGCUAUUUCCCUGUGAAGUGGCACAUUGUGAAGGAUGUCCCCAACAGUUUCUUGAAGCAUAUUACCCUCGAGAACAAUGAGAACAAACCAGUCACCAACAGCAGAGACACUCAAGAGGUCACGUUAGAGCAAGGGCUUAAAUUGAUAAAAAUAUUCAAGGAUCAUAGCAGCAAAACAUGCAUCUUAGAUGAUUUUGUGUUUUAUGAGGAUCGGGAGAAGAUGAUCCAGGAGAAAAAGGCUAAGCAACAGCAGCUCAAGAAACAGGUGUGGGAUGGAAAGCCAUGUGAUGAAAAGAAAGAGAUAGCAAAUGGUUCAUAGAAAGUCUCUGGACAUUGUCUCUGAUUUUAGCUAAGAACCUUACUCUAACUGAACAUUCCAAGGGAGAAGCUGAAUGAUUCUGAGAAUGUUUUGGUUGCUGAAACUAAAGAUGCAUCAGAGGCAAAUCGAAAUAUGGCAAAUGGGGUUUUGCAAGUUCUGCUUUGUGCAGCUGUAUUUGUAGAUUUUCAUACAACGAGUUUUGUCAGAAGAUUUCUGCUUUAGACUUCUCAGGGGGGAUGGAAAAUAACUUGGCGGGCUAGGCUUCUUCCAAUCCAAAUAGUUCUUGGUGAGAAGCUAAUGACAGGUUUCUGUUUGGGCAGGAGUUUGGGUUUUAGGGUUUCUGCUUUAGGGUUUUUAUCUUCCUAUCUUGAUCCUUUUUUUUAUUUCCGACUACAUUCUCUAUAUUUAUCCAUAUUUUGCAGUUUGGUUAUUAUUUUCUGCCUUGUAAAUCCGGGAACCCCUUUGUUACAACCGAGUAUGUUGUCACUUAUAAGAGGGCUAGAAAAGCAAGUUUGGAAGAAGUCUCUGCAAUAUAUUUCAAGUAAAAGGAGCUUUUAAUGUAUUUUCCUUCUUCCA